Oncorhynchus kisutch (coho salmon) is the source of this 1669-nucleotide messenger RNA. RefSeq names its product spermatogenesis associated 46 (gene spata46). Gene Ontology annotation, cellular component: nuclear membrane. Gene Ontology annotation, biological process: fertilization. The record is from RefSeq and is a predicted model, not a curated record. The transcript is spliced from 2 exons. Bases 743 to 1438 code for a protein of 231 amino acids. Lineage: Eukaryota; Metazoa; Chordata; Actinopteri; Salmoniformes; Salmonidae.
GUUACUAGUCCAACGCUCUAACCACUAGGCCCCCGGUUGACUUAGAUCUAAUUAACACCUGUAUUUGGAACUAAGAAAGUGAACACAUACUUGAUUGUUCAAAGAUGAUCACGUACAUAAGUGCAUUCAUAGGACAAAUGCUUGAGCCGACUGACAUUUUUAGAUAAUUUGCAUCUCUUCUCUGAAUGGAACCCUCUGAUCUCAUAGAAUUCUGGUUUCCCGGGGAACAAGGAAACAAAGUAUUUGAAGCAUGCAACAUUUUAGUACUUCAAGAGCUCAUAACAGAACUGUAGACGGGGGAAAUUCAAUGGACUUUGUUGUGAAGAAGAUUGAAGGUACAUUUACAGCUAAGUAAUCAAUCUGAUAGUUGAACAUUUAUUUGUACAGUGAACAAUCUGAGCUCAUGUUGGCUUGUCAUUUAUUUGGUACUGAAUACACAUGAACCAUGCUCUCAAUUGCAGCAAUACUCUCGCAUCUCUCAAUAAAACAUUUAUUAUUAUUUUCUUCUCUGUUCUGAUGUAGCCUUGCUUAUUUAAAUGUGUUACACUUCAAAUGAUAUUUUUUUGCUUUUUAUUGUGGCCACUGUGUGUUUCAGUAAUAUGUCUUUACAUCCUUCUCUGUCUGACUAGAGUUGGAUAUAUCCAGGUAUCACACGAAGGGCCACUGUAGGAAGCUUGGCUCGCCAAAGAAUGAUACCACAGAUGAUCUUCCUGAUAACACUAGGACUGCAGAGAGAGCCUCAAUGAGAUGGCCACCCUCCCUCACGGUUUUGAGGACAGCAGAGCCACACGUACGACAGACGCAGUCCAUCCCCACUCACCCUCCCUGCACCCCCCUGAAGCACACCCCACCCGGCCCUUACGGACAUGGAUAUCCACCACAUCCACCUCAGCCUUCAGCCAAGGAGCGGUCCAAGUCGGUGGAGCCCAGAUACGAGCCCCGCCACCUGGACUUUAACUUCCUGCGCAGAGCCUCUGCCAUGGAGCAGGUAGAGGGGGAGCUCCAGUACCGGUGUGCUGGGUGCCUGUUGCUCUAUCCCAGCCUGGCCGUGCUGCAGAACCACAUCGGCCUCAGCUGGAUGGAGGGCUUCAGCUGCCGCGUCUUCUACAGGAAGCUGAGGGAGAUCUGCAACAGGAACGAAACCAAGAAGCUCCACGAGAGGGUCCAAACAAGUAGUGUCGCUGAGAAGCAGCUGAGGCCACCAACGUGCGGGGCAGUGCUGGGCCUUGCUAGAGGGGGUAGGAGUGGAGGGCAGACAGGGCUGAAGCAGGGAGAUCCUCCUGGAGCUGCAGGAAGGAAGGACCAGGGGGCACCCAGCCACAGGUUGACUCUGGAGUCGGUGGAGACCAUAAGAAGGAACACAGCCGUUCACAAGUGGCUGAAUGAGAUUGAAUGUUACCCCUUCCCUGAUGUCACCCAGUCACCAGAGAGAGCAUAAAAACAUCCCUCUUUUUGAUUCAACAGUUUCACUGAAUGAGAAAGACUAUUGGCACUGAAUUAAAGACUAUUGGCAUUGAAUUAAAAACUAUUGGCAUUACAUUUCUCAGUGUAAAGGUGUCAUUGCUGUCCUUAGAGGAUUUGCUCUGGGAUGGUGGGACUGGUUUGUGUUAUUCACAGGCAGAUAAGUUGCUGUCUGUGUUCACACACGUGUGAAUUAAAAUACCAUCAC